AUGGCACUACAUAUCUACUUCUCGGAACUCAUGGCCACCAAAGGCAUGGAGCACGCUCAGUUGGUUCGAGAUGAUGCACGAAUCACUCAAAACCCAAAACUGACCAUGCCGAAGAGACGCAGUCGUACGAGGAGACACCCCACGUUUCGUCCCACCACCGCUCCUGGUGGCUGCUGCAUGGCAACGCCGUCAAGCUCACUGCCCAGCCGACCAUCACGGAAAGGCAGCAACGAUGAUCUUGUCUCAAUAGCAAGAUGUACCACCAAUAGUACUACUGCUGCUACUAAUAGUACACUCGAUCAGCAGCAUGAUGAUUCCAACAGGAGCAGUCUGGAACUCUUUUACUCAGAGGUUGCACCAAGAAGCCGCCGGAUAUCAAAGUAA
Molecule: messenger RNA, 384 nt
Organism: Cylindrotheca closterium
Lineage: Eukaryota; Bacillariophyta; Bacillariophyceae; Bacillariales; Bacillariaceae
Source: the annotation of a GenBank genome assembly